UCGGAAAACUGGAAGCAUAAUGUUACUGGGGUAAAGAUCAUCUCAGCAUGGUAUGGUGCAAGUGCGGCUGGGCGUUGGCGUGGGUGUCCUUAUCGGCGGUGGCAUGGGUCGCCUCGCCCCAGGAGACGGCUGUGGAAAGGCCUGCGGUAUCCUGGACCGGCACCAGGCACCAAGGACGCCGCCAAGAUUCCCCAGUCCGGCCGGCCUCUUCCACCAGGAGGUCCUGGUGGGGGGAAACUGCUCCUUCCGACCGAACGCUGGCAGAGCGGACGUCCUGGGACAGAGUGUCCGCCCGUGAGUAUAGUGGGCACGUUGCGCCAGUGCCAAGGAGGCGGGAGGAAGAUAACGCGCGGCAUCACGCACGACAGAGUGCGCGCCAAACCGCCUAUCGUCAGCAGGAAACGUCGAGCGACGUGCACCAACGCGCACGAGACUCCCAUGGGUCGCAGGCGGCACAAGCCAGGUCGCCGCACACACCAGCUGCCUCAGAGGAGAGCACAGCACGGUCCUCUGGCUCGCAGAACCGCCAUGGCAUAAGUGGGUAUCAGUACAGCGCCUCCGGACGUCCCAGAGAAAACCAGAGCGUGCAUCCGCGCACGCACUCCAGCUCUCGGUGGCAGCCGUACCAGAAGGCUUCGCAAACGCCAUUUGGAAACGAGAACUCGUGGCGCAGGAUCCACACGGCCCACCGUCCGCCGCGCCUUCCGCGAAGGGACAAGAGGCCGAACAUCGCUAUUCUCACCGACGACCAGGACGUCGAACUCGGUUCCCUCAACUACAUGCCUCAACUUAUGAACCUCAUGAAGGACGGAGGCGCCUACUUCCCGCAGGCCUACACCACCACGCCCAUGUGUUGUCCGUCUCGUUCGUCCAUCCUCACCGGAAUGUACAUCCAUAACCACGAGGUGUACACCAAUAACGAGAACUGCUCCUCGACCAUGUGGCAGCAGACGCACGAACGUCGCUCCUUCGCCACCUACCUCAACGACGCCGGAUACAGGACGGGUUACUUUGGGAAGUACCUGAACAAGUACAACGGGUCGCACGUGCCGGUCGGGUGGCGCGAGUGGGCGGGGCUGCUCAUGAACUCCCGCUACUACAACUACACCGUCAACAGGAAUAACCACUGGGUCAAGUACGGCGACCAGUACCCAAGGGACUACUACCCGCACGUGAUCACCAACGACGGGCUGCACUUCCUGAAGACGAGCAAGCGCAACGGCCCCGCCGUGGGGAGCCCCUGCGCCCACCCGUCACAGCAUCGCGUGCUUCAAGCUACCCCUGGUCCGACCUGCAACGCCUACCGGCAAGCCAGUGAAUUCACGCAAGCAGCAAGGCUUAGUAUCCGAGGGGUCUGCGGUUCGCGCCCCGCCCAGGCGCGAGAAGUUGCAAUUGUCGCCUUGGAGGUUACUGCUAUGGCUGGGCACACGUGGGAGUUGGAAAAUGGCUCGGCGUUCAUCUCGUGGCCGGGAAACCAGGGGGCCUACCGCGGAAAGCGACGGCGCCCUCAGAUGCCAAGUCGCACCGUCUUGAGAGAUGAGCAAAAGCAGUGUGGAAUGUCGUUGGCGGCGCAGCACAAUGGACACCUUCCGACAAAUUUAAAGGCAGCCGAUAUUGAGGAUGGAGUUACACUGCUUGUCAGGGGGUCUGAGGGCCAUGCUGCAAAGCCUUGCUCAUGUCCUGCUGAUCAUCCAGAGGUGGAGGAUGGACAGGGUGCAUCUGCAUGCAAGGGAUCUCAGGGCUUUGAUCGCGGACAGUCACAAGGAUUGCUGCAAGUGGCAGCCGUGUCGCCCUUGCCGGAAGGCACGGCGCUUCGGGGAACCAUUCUGAGAAACCAGUUAGUGAAGGAAGGUUCUGAAACAACUAUCCCCAGAAAUCCCUUAUCCAAAGUUCGUCAUUUGCAAAACCGGUAUCGCUCCUUCUCGGGUAUCCAGACGAAACCUUCUGGAACACAAUUCAAAUUCCGCAGAACUUCUGCCAUGCCUUUUGGCUCGGCAUUUAAAGUAAUAGAGGGAUGGAGUAACGAAGACGGAGGUCCCGGCGAGGUGUUGGACGCGGGCCAUCCAUUGAUUUAUGGCACGUUACCCGAGCCAUUACCUGGCGCUGGAGAGACGUCAUGGCUCCGGCCGCCGCGAUUCCCUCAUUCCCGCGAGGCCUGGCGCGCCCUGGGAACGAAUAUCUGUGGGAAAGCCACGGCUAAUGCUUCUUUGGAAGGGCUUGUAUGUAGCGCCUUUGUUGGAGUUCAUGCAGAGGAUGCCCCCGACGUCUGGAUAAAGAAGGAUCGCCUCUGUGCUGCGGCGGUGGACAGAACUGUCUUUCCGGGAGCCGUUGCUGCGACCGCUGGCAUUAUCCUCCGUCCGUCUCGGAACAGUUUCAUUUCCUCGCUUCCUUUCUCGCGCGGCCUCACUCGGACUCCCUUCGAUGCUCUAAGAUUAAGCCUCUUGGUGCGGCAGAAGCUCUUAGGCCUGGCGCUCCCGUUCCUCGACGUGGAUCUUCUCACCAUUGUAGAGCCUUCGUUGCUGGUAGAAACUCUCAUCACUGCAUUUACGUUUUUGUAUCUGACACCCACGUUCUUGGACUUGUAUAUCUUCAUGCAGGCUCAAACAAAUAUCUUGACUUUCACCAAAAACACUUUUUUAUUGGUUGCAGGUUUCCGAGGGCCGCAGUUUGCCCUCCACACCGUGGCGUACAACUACGCUCCGAACCCGGACAAGCAGUGGAUCCUGCAAUACACGUCGAGGAUGCACGACAUCCAGCUCAAGUUCACAGACCUUCUCAUGACCAAGCGCCUGCAGACGCUGCAGACCGUCGACGAGGCCGUGCAUAGGUCCGCGCCCUUGGACUCUCUCGGGGAAUUAGACAACACCUACGUCUUCUACACCAGCGACCACGGUUACCACUUGGGCCAGUUUGGCCUCGUCAAGGGCAAGUCGAUGCCCUUCGAGUUUGACAUCAAAGUGCCCUUCUUGGUGCGCGGCCCCGGCAUCAAGGCCGGAGUUCAGAUAAACAAAAUUGCUCUGAACGUUGAUCUGGCGCCAACGUUUCUGGACAUUGCCGGCAUCAAGCCUCCGCCGCACAUGGACGGGCGCUCGCUGCUGCCGCUGCUGAAGAGCGACCAGCCGGACUACGUCACCUGGAGGGACAGCUUCUUGGUGGAGAGCUCUGGUCGCCACCGGGAGGAGGAUGCUUUGGAACUGAGGCAGAUUCGGCGGAUGCAGAGGGCGAAGGGUCUGGCGGCCUCGGCUGGCACUGAAGGGGGCCUCUAUACAUCCAAGCAUGAGAAGCUGGAGAUCGUGUGCGAGAGUGACGAAUACCGAGCCCCUUGCGGACCUCUACAAAAAUGGGAAUGUGUUCGUGAGGGAUACAGGUGGAGACUGCAAAAGUGCCGCAACAGAAACAAGUGGCGGAAACGCAACUGCGUCUGCGAACCAGACUUGGGAAUGGGAUACCUGGUCAAGCUGGACUCGGAGGAACGCCGAAAACAGAGGCUCUUCCUCAAGAAACAUGUAACUCAAGACCUGAAGAAAUACGAGCCAAAGUUCAUCAAAGCAUUCAGCGACGUUGAUAGCAGUGAAGUUGCCGAGCAGAGUCUUGGUAGACGAAUACAGCGGAACUCCCGCUGGUCUGCUCUGCGGAAUCGCAGGCGCAGAUUCAGAAGGGACACUGACGAACAGACGGUAGAGGAGGGUACAGACUAUGGCGAUGGAGAUCCUACCAAGGACAAUGAAAAUUAUGAAGUUGAUGUGUUUGUCAGUGAAGAAGAAAUGAGAGCGAUCGAUGAUCAGAUUCACCAUCUCUCAGAUGAACUUGAAUCGUUAGAAAGUGUGAGCAGUACAACAUCCACAUCAGUUGCUGUUGGAAAUGAGUCUCUCUCUGCAAUACCAUUGUCAGGAGAGAAGACUGUGAAGCUUCGCCAUGGAUGCAGAGCAACUGGAACCUCAGUGGACUGCACUGAUGAAGUCUACCGAGAUCCACAUGCUUGGAAGAUGAGCAAGGAAGCCAUUGAUGAUAAGAUUCGAAGAUUAAGGCAUCAGCUGUUUAUGAUGAAGGGUAUAAGGAAACAUUUGCGAGAGAGCCGCCCAGACUCAGUUCUAAUUCCGGAGGAUUAUGAAUAUGAUGAGGAAGAGGGCACUGUUGGAGAGUACGAUGUGUUAGAUGUGAACAGCAUUCUAGGCUUAGAUGGUGAACUAGACGUACCUGAUGAUAUCCUUCCUGAAAAUGAAGAUACUGAAGAAGAGGAUAACAUUAUAGAGAAUGAAACACACACGCACAGCUAUAUGGAAGACACUGUGGAAGAGACCACUAUGAUGGUUGGAGAAGAGGAUGCUAAUACAGAGGAGGAAGAUAGUGAUGAUUACCAGUAUGUUACAACAGAGAGCAGUAAUUUUGAGGAUGAAGAAGUUCAUCUAGAAGUUGUUGGUGAAAAUAAGACUGCUCCUGUUGCAGGCACAGAAAGCACACUAGCGGACGAAUAUGAUGAAAUUAUUAUAGGAGUUGACUAUAAUGACUAUCCGUACCAGCUGAGAAAUGUGGCAUUUACUUUAUCUAAUACUCGCUUAGCUGAGCUGCAUCAUCGCCUAGAGAAACUUCGCACAUGUUCUGGAGCAGAUAGCUGUGAUGAUUUUCCAAAUUCACGUGCAAUUGAUAACAGCUUUGAAGAUCCCCAAAUACUUGAGCAAAGUGAUGACCAUUCUCUUAUGAACAAUGUUAUGGGUCCAGUAAGAAAACUAUCAAAAGCAAAACGCUUACUUCAGCGAAAGGAGAGACGCAGGCAACGAAAAUUACAGAAAAAAUUAAGACGCAAAUAUUCAGGAAACCAGUUAUAUGGACCUAGGAGUAGACAUGUCCUGGAUUCCAUGGGAUCAAGGCAACACAAAGUACGUUUGCCAAGAAAGAGUCGUUUGGGAAAGGAACAAAGACGGCAGAAAAGAAGAGAGCGAAGGAGAAAGAAGAAAUCAAGAAAAGAAAGACUUUUAUCUAGUGGAUAGUGUCUAAGAAUAUUUCUCUAUUAACUUUAUCCAAUAUUAACAUGAUUCAUCACAUAAGCUGAUGGUUUAUUUUAAGUAAAGUAGACUAGUUUAAUAUUUUAUAUUUGUUAUGUAGCUGCAACAUAGACGGUAAGAAAUAAAUGCUACAUAUUAUCACUAAAUAGGAUUAUUACACAUUAGGAAGAAAUAGACAGCACUAGAAUUUUGUCUGUGUCUAUUACAGCUAGAUAAUGAAUUAUCAUGUAUCAAGAAAACAGAAUAUCUGACUCAAGAAAUACUGAACUGAAAAAAUUUAAGUAAAUACAGAAUUUAGGACAUCUCUUGUUGCAAAGAUGUUAACUGAUAUUGAUUCAGAGAAAUUAGAAAAAGUACUUAGGAAUUUUGUGCAUUGAAAAGGCUACCAUGUUUGGCAUCAUACUAUUUGGAGGAAGCCAGGCACAGGAGGUAGCAGUGUAGUAGUAUUCAUUAUACUCGUUAGAUGUGUUCAUGUAUUAUAAGUAUAUAGUCAUAGAGGCUUUUAAGUAUAGGAUUACCAUUAUUUAUAUGUGAAUAUUAUUUUUAUGGACUCAGAAGGCUUUUAAUUAGCUAAAUAAUUUAAACAUUCUUUAUUUUCCAUCAUUCUCAGAACUUGAUAAGACAAUACUUUUACCUUAAGUACUCAUAGUUCACAUUACCCACCUGUGCUUUCAUGCCCCAAGCUAAUCCCUGAGAAGUAAAGGGUUUUAAUGCCUAAAGCUGCUUGUAGGCCAGUAGAAAGUUAUGGUAAGAGAUAUAAAAUCAAAAGUUGUAGAAUAUAUA
Molecule: messenger RNA, 5786 nt
Organism: Penaeus monodon (black tiger shrimp)
Lineage: Eukaryota; Metazoa; Arthropoda; Malacostraca; Decapoda; Penaeidae
Molecular function (GO): N-acetylglucosamine-6-sulfatase activity; glycosaminoglycan binding
Source: RefSeq, a predicted model, not a curated record